AUAAGAUGAAAGCGCUGAACCAAUAAGAUUCAGAAUAGAUGGUCUGAGGGACAGCUAAUUACAAAAGUGUCCUUGUGAUGGGGAGAUAUAAGAGCAAUAAUGUUUAUGCUGAAGCCACUGCGAAUCUCAAACUGAAAAAAGUGCAGACCCAAGAAUGGCAGAACACAUUCCAUUUGCUGUUGCGUCUAAUCUCAUUCACAGGUUGGCUUCCGCAGAUUUUCUUGAAUUUGGAAAGCAAUAUGAUGUGAGGGAAGCGUUGGAAGAGCUUAAGAACACUAUUGAAUCUAUCAAUGAUAAGCUCCUUGAUGCCGAAGACAAACAAGAUCAAGACGUUGGUGUGCGAGUUUGGAUCAGAAGGUUCAAAAAAGUACUUCAUCAGGCAGAUGACUUCUUAGAUAAGCUUGCUAUCCAAUCCACGAGAGACAAAUUGGGUGCAGCAGAAGGAAAAGAAGUAAAGAAGGUACUUCUUUCCAUUUCAUCUUCAAAUCAAAUUCCUUUAUGCAGUGAAAUGCCUGACAAAAUUAAAGAGAUACUAGAAAGUUUCAAUGGUGUGGUAAAAGAAAUGAAGGAUUUAAAUUUAAGCCCAAAAUCAAGGGUGGUAAAGAAAACUAAUAGUGAAUGGAGGGAAACGUGCUCUUUUGUAUUAGAGUCAGAUAUCAUUGGAAGAGAUGAUAGUAAAAAGGAGAUCAUUAGUCUGUUGAGACAAUCACAUGAAAAGCAAACAGUUUCUGUGAUUGCUGUUGUUGGCAUUGGUGGUUUAGGGAAGACAGCUCUUGCACAGUUGGUGUAUAAUGACUUGGAAGUGCAGAAUUUUUUUGAAAUGCAAACGUGGGUGUGUGUCUCUGAUAUCUUUGAUGUGAAAACUAUUCUGAAGAAAAUAUUAGAAUCAAUUACUGGCGACCAAAUUGAAGUCAAGAUAUCAUUAGACAACUUGCAAAAAAGGCUACGUGAAAAAAUAAGUGGUAAGAAAUAUUUGUUGGUCUUGGACGACAUUUGGAAUGAGAAUAAUAAAAAAUGGGCUGAAGUGAGAACUCACUUGAUGUGUGGUGCUCAAGAUAGCAAGAUUUUAGUGACAACUCGAAGUGAAAUUGCAGCGAAGACAAUGAGUGCUAGCACUUCCUAUCUUUUGAAAGCGUUGACUGAAAAAGAAUCUUGGAGUUUGUUAAAGAAAACUGCAUUCGAGGAUGGUUCCAAAGUGGUGAAUCAAAAUCUAGAAUCAAUGGGGAAAGAAAUAGCAGGAAAAUGUAAAGGUGUUCCAUUAGCCGUUAAAACGCUUGGAGGCCUGUUACGAGGACAAUAUGAGGAAAGCGAAUGGAAGGAUGUUUUACACGGUGACUUCUGGAAAUUAUGUGGAGAGCAAGAUAGCAUAGUGCCCAUUCUAAAACUCAGUUACCAAAACUUGUCCCCAGAGAUGAGACAAUGUUUUGCUUAUUGCUCUAUAUAUCCCAAGGAUUGGAUGAUUUUCAAGGAUGAGUUGAUUCAGUUGUGGAUGGCACAAGGUUACCUUCAAUGUUCAACUGAUAAACAAUGUAUGGAAGAUAUUGGUAACCAAUACGUAAAGAUGUUUUUGACGAACUCAUUUUUUCAAGACGCGGAAAGUGAAGAUGGUGAGAUCAUUAGUUUCAAAAUACAUGAUUUAAUGCAUGAUCUUGCAAUGCUUGUUGCUGGAAAUGAUUAUUGUUACUUGGAUAGUAAGGCAAAGAAACUCGUAGGUAGACCCAUGCAUGUAUCAUUGGAACUCCAGGCCAUUCAUUUACUGGAUUUGUUAGACGAAAACAGGCUGCGAACUUUGAUUUUGUGGUCUUACGAUGAAGACAUUGAAGGGGAACUACCCGUUGCAAAUUUCAAAUACUUACGCGUCUUGAAGAUGCCUUGUUCUUCCAUAGUCAAGUUGUCUGCUUCUGCUGAACAGUUGGAGCAGUUAAGAUAUCUUGAUUUGUUUGACAGCGCAGGACGGGUAAGUCUUCCCAAAUUUAUAAGCAAUCUUGUUUUCUUGCAAACAUUAAAACUGGGGAAUUGCGAUGAAUCAUUUUCAGAAGAUGUCGCAAAAUUAGUCAAUUUGAGAUUCCUUGAUAUUGUUGAUUAUGAUGACUCCUUCACUGGGAUGGCAGUUGGGUUGAGAAAAUUGUGCUCUUUGCAAAUCUUAUCAAUCUUUGUUGUGGGAGACAGGCAAGAAAUAAAUUACGGCACAUUAAAUGAACUGAAGGACUUAAUAAGAGGAAAAUUACGAAUGAAGCAUCUCGAUCGGGUCAGAGACGUGGCUUGGGAAUCACAGGACGUAAAUUUAAAACAAAAAAAAUUCCUUCAAUCCUUAACUCUCAGUUGGUCGUAUCAAGACAUCUGUAACAGUGACAGCUUACAAUUAUUAGAAAACCUUGAGUCCCACCAUAAUCUUAAGCGAUUGAAGGUGAAUUAUUAUCCAGGUGUGCUUUUCCCAAAUUGGCUUUCCCUCUUCACUAAUGUUGUUGACAUCAGUCUCUAUGCGUUUGAUAAGUGUCGUUUUCUCCCACCCUUUGAACGUCUCCCUUACCUGAUGUCACUUGUGAUAGAGUUACUUCCUGAAUUGGAAUACAUAUAUCUUCAUGAAGAUGGUUUUGCAGAAACCUUCUUCCCCUCUUUGAAGAGCCUCGUAUUAAGAGGAUGUGGGGAACUCAGGGGAUGGCUAAAGCUGGGAGAUGAUAUAAAUGAUUCACAAAAUAUCUCCUCACCUUAUUCAUUUCCUCGUCUUUCUCAUCUGGAAGUAUCUAUCUGUCCACAGUUGACUUGCAUGCCUACUUUUCCAAAUCUUAAGGAUUUAAAAUGGUAUCAAUGUAGUGCCGAGCCAUUAACAGAGACACUAAACACAACGUCAACAUGUUCAGUUGACUCAUCUUCCUCCGCUGCUCCUCUUUCCAUGCUCAAAGAAUUGGAAAUUUCUGAUCCUAUAAAUUUGCGGAAGGGUUGGAUGCAAAAUCUGACUUCUCUCGAGUCUCUUCGAAUUCAAGGGUGUCACAGUGAAACACUGGAGGAAUUUCAAACUGGGUUUAAGGACGACACCAACUGCCUUAUUUCUCUGCAACAAAUCACCAUACUUGGUUGUGAAAAACUGAAGGCUUUGCCUGAUUGGAUUUGCAACCUCUCGUCGCUUCAGCAUAUCUCGAUCUUCGGUUGCCCAAAAUUGGUAUCGCUGCCCCAAGGAAUGAGUCGUCUUACCAACUUAAAGAUCUUUGAGGUUGAUAGUUAUUCCCUCUUACUUGAAGAAUGCCGAACAGAGACAAGUGCUAUUUGUCUCCCAAUCGCACACAUCCCACAAAUUAUCCUUCGUAAUCGCUGAUCAUAAAGUGAACUUUUGUAGUUGAUGAUUACGGAUUCUGACCCAGCAGCUGACGCGCGCCCAAGAAGAUGAGGACAUUUGAAGAAUUUCCCCCAACUUUACCUCUUAUUUUACUACUUUGUUUCUGUUUAAAUUUGCUUCAUUUUGAGUUUGUAAUUAUUUCAUUUGGAAUUCUAUUUUAGAAUAAUGUGUUUUAUUUUGCAAGUACAUAGAAUAGACAAUUGUGUUUUGCCACUACUCUGCAUAAUAAACAUUUUUAUGUUUUUCUGAUUUGUGCAGCCAGUGGUAGUUGAAAUUCUGCUAUACUGAAUACUCUAAAUUUACAAGGGAGUUCCUUUCUAUUUUUCAUAAU
This is a messenger RNA of Abrus precatorius (Indian licorice), 3665 nucleotides long. RefSeq names its product putative disease resistance protein RGA1. Gene Ontology annotation, molecular function: ADP binding. The record is from RefSeq and is a predicted model, not a curated record. Gene Ontology annotation, biological process: defense response to other organism. Bases 155 to 3313 code for a protein of 1052 amino acids. The transcript is spliced from 3 exons. NCBI's taxonomy places the organism in Eukaryota, Viridiplantae, Streptophyta, Magnoliopsida, Fabales, Fabaceae.